AUGGCCUCGUUCGUGACCGCUGCCGACAUCUGCUGGGGCACCAGCAAGAAGACCAACCGCCGAUGCGCCAACAAGGCCAAGGUCGCCCAGCCUGGCUAUCUGCCUACAUGUCACCAGCACCGUGACCAGCUGCUCCGCCCGGGCACCUGCCAGUACCUUGUCGAUGUCAGAACCGGAGCACGCUGCAAACGCCGUUUCAUCUACGACCCGCCGCCUCCGUACUUCGAGCUGUGCCCUGAACAUGUGAAUACGCCGCAGGGCCCAUGCUACUUCCUCAAGCUUCCCGUCGAGCUACGCAUGGAGAUAUACAAGUAUUUCCUGCAGCCCGGCGCCGUCGUCAGCAACCGCCCCAAUGCGAUCCCGCCCGAGAAGCUUCGAGACUACCUUCCGCUGCUCUUCGUCAACAAACAGAUCGCCUCCGAGGCCCGGGACCAUCUGUAUGCCUGCACAACCUUCCAUAUCGAGGUGGGCCAACUGGGAGCCACCAUCCGCAAUCGAUACCUGUAUCGUCCCCGCGGCGCUGAAGAAAGCUCCCACAACGACCCGGACCGGGACAUCACCAAAGCACUGGACAUCCGCCAGCAGCUCGACUUCUCCCGUGUCAAGAACUUCAAUCUCGAAGUCAUUGUCGUCAACUCCAGCGGCUUGGACGGCUGGUCUGAAGAGGUGGAGAUGUACGACUUGCGUGACAGCAUCUCCGCAAUCCUUCCGUACCUCGCACGUGCGCAGAACCUGCACAAGCUCACCGUCCGCGUUGUGUGCGCGCGCUUCGACCGCUGGUCGCCGGCCAAGGCACUUGCCAACUUCAAGCUCAUCACCCAGCCCCUGAUGUCUCUCCGAAACAUCACUAGGCCCUCCCUUGAGCCGCCUUAUAAAGGCGAGCCCUUCUACACCUGCUGGGGCACCAGCCCUGCCAAAUUCGCCACUAGGAGCAUCAGCAACAGCAGCACCACCACCACCACCACCACUUCGUACUCAGCCCCUUGCGACCUUUCCCCAGCCGCCAUGGCCGCCCCGCUUCCACCCUCGUGGACCUGCGAUCUCACCAGCACCCUCAUCCCGGCCCAACAACACCCCAUCCACACCGACUUCCUCGCCUACAAAAGCGCCUUCGAGACCCUCACCACGAGCUCGGAACCCAUCCCGCCCAAGCCGCCCGUCGCGCGCAUGUUCUCGGCCUUCAAGCGCGUCUACCUCGAAUGCGCCUCGCUCCUCCUCUCCAACACCAGCAUCACCACCAACCCGGCCGAAACGCUGCCGUGCGGAGCGGCGAACUACCUGCACCGCGCCCGCGUGGCGCGCGAGAACGCCGACCUCGACGCCUUCGUCGCCGCGCGCAACGGGUUCGUCAGGAGGUGGAACGCGCACAUGGAGCAGCGGUACCGCGAGCUGGCCCGGGUCAACGGGCUGGUCAUGGACAUGUUCGAUGCCGAUGCCGUCGAGGUGGGUGCGUGGGAUCCGCGGUUCGCGUUUUUGGGGGCAGCAGGAGGAUUAGGGGGCAUGUCUGGUCAACCGCCGCUGUCGCUGCCGCUGCCGCCGCCGCAACUGCUGCAGCAACGCCAGCGUCAGUUGGUGAGUCCGCCGGCGGAGAACGUCACAAUAGGUCUUUGCAGUCCGUCGCUGGACAUGGCCGGCUGUGGAGAUUCAGGAGGUCAGGUGGCUGCUGCUGAACCACACGGGGGCCCGUGGGUGGAGGGCUGGGAUUGGAGUGGCUACCCUGGUGGUGGUGGUGGCGCCGAUGGCGAUAGGACUGCCCUGGACUGCGAUACCGACAUGGCGUUGGCACUGAAAGAGGAAGAAGGGACAGGGUACGACGAAGGCUCCAUGUUCGGUUGCGGGUCCCGCUGA
Molecule: messenger RNA, 1848 nt
Organism: Lasiodiplodia theobromae
Lineage: Eukaryota; Fungi; Ascomycota; Dothideomycetes; Botryosphaeriales; Botryosphaeriaceae
Exons: 1
Coding region: 1-1848 (615 amino acids)
Source: RefSeq, a predicted model, not a curated record